GCGGUGAUUUUAGAUCGGCUUCUUAAAAGUGUGUUUAUCUCGUAAAAAGUUAAGAAUUUUUGGAAAUUUUAGUUUUAUGUAACCGAUACGAUGGACGUCUGUCGAACGUGCAUGAAUAAACGCGGAAGUGAGCUGGUUGGAGACGAUUUUCACUCGAUUUUUUCUCUGGUAGAGGAGGAGAAUGUGUACAUUGCUGAUUGCCUGGCACAGUGGGUUGGGCAAACGAUCGAUGAAAAUGAUGGUAUGCCUUCGGAAGUUUGCCAACCCUGUCUGGAAGCAAUCAAAUCCAUUGCAGUUUUCAUUGACAAUGCCAAAGAAUGUGAUAGCAAGUUGCGAAUUUGGCUGGUUCCUGACAAAUCGCAGGAUGAAAUGCUAGCAUGUGCUGAUAUGGAUAUCAAAAUUGAACCAGAAGAAAUCUCUACCGAUGUACUCUCAGAACGAGCUUCUGACGAAGAACAGUCAACAAAACAGGAAGAUGCUGACACUUCCUCCAUUGAUAGUGAAGAAGAAGAAACUCCUAAACGUCGAAAAAGGACUUCCAAAAGACGACGCAAAGCCUCCUUGAAGUCAAUGGAUAUGUUGGAUGAAAAGGAACAGGAAACGUUCAAUAUCAUUGAAGUUCAAGAUAAAAUGAUUUGCUGUGGAUGCUACCUGCUUUUCGACAAUGAAGCGGAAUUGAAACUACACGGAAAAACUGUUCACGAAGAGACCAAAAGAAGAAAUAAUCCCGUAAAUCACAGCAAAAACGUCGUUUGCAAGAUUUGCUACAAACGAUUCGAACGUGAUUCGCAACGCCAAGGACACCGCGAACGAUAUGAAAGUAUCGAAAGAGUGUACGAAUGCAAAAAAUGUAACAAACAUAUUGUAAACUCUGGAAGCAGAUACAAACAUGCACACAACCACCCAGAAUGGAACGUUGCAACUCCAAGAAUGUAUCUAGUCCCGAUGUCCCGUCUGGAAAAAUAUGGAUAUCUGUGUUGUGUUCGAAACUGUACAUCGUCUCAUACGUCGGAAGAUUCGCUCCUUGAACACAUCAAGAAAGACCAUAAUUUGAACAGAAAUGAUCGAGCUCUCAGCCCUUCUGGUGACUUACAAUGUCCUUUUUGUCUCCGGUUUUUUGAAUCGAAAGCAAAGCUAGCCGGCCAUUACAUUAAUCGAUACGGUUCAGUUUCUUACCAGAGAGAGUACCAAUGCCAUGAAUGUGGAAAAGUUUACAGCUCACUGUCGUUACUGAGGGCUCAUGAAAACAAGCACGCAGAGGUAAAGCCUCACGAAUGCGAUGUUUGCUUUAAAAGGUUUUAUAGUGAAGCUGUUUUGAAACAACACAAGCUAAUACACACACAGUCGAAAACACUGGCAUGUUCGAUAUGCGGUAUGACGUUCCGGACGAAAAUGUUCCUUGUUAAUCACUAUCGAGUACAUAGUGAUGACAAACCGUUUGUAUGCGACGUUUGCCAUAAGCCCUUCAGGCACUCUUCAUCGCUGUUUACUCACAAGAAGAUUCAUAAUCCCAACAUGCAGUACAAGUGUUCAGAAUGUGGAAAAGGAUUCACGGAUACGGCAAACUUGAAACGUCACAUGGUAUCGCAUACGGGAAUUAAACCCUACCAGUGUAAUUUCUGUGACAAACGAUUUAUGCGAUUGACGGAAAGAUCUGAACAUGAAAGCACAGUUCAUUUGGGUGUUAUGCCGUACGCCUGUGAAGUAUGCGGAAAACAAUUUUCGGCCAAGCGAACGUUCCAAAAACAUCAACAAGCAUGCGGCUUACAACUCUUCUGAUCUAUUUAACUUGACAACAAGUUUCAAUUUAAACUGUUUGAUGCAAAUAUAUGCUCUUAAUU
This is a messenger RNA of Ochlerotatus camptorhynchus, 1841 nucleotides long. RefSeq names its product zinc finger protein ZFP2-like. Lineage: Eukaryota; Metazoa; Arthropoda; Insecta; Diptera; Culicidae. Gene Ontology annotation, molecular function: zinc ion binding; RNA polymerase II cis-regulatory region sequence-specific DNA binding; DNA-binding transcription factor activity, RNA polymerase II-specific. The coding region runs from base 91 to 1779 and encodes 562 amino acids. Gene Ontology annotation, cellular component: nucleus. Gene Ontology annotation, biological process: regulation of transcription by RNA polymerase II. The record is from RefSeq and is a predicted model, not a curated record. The transcript is spliced from 2 exons.